AUGGCUGAAAUCUUUAUCAAGGAAGUAUGGAAACUGCAUGGUACCCCUAGGACAACAAUCUCAGAUAGAGGCAGGGUAUUCAACAAUGAAUUCCAAAGGGCCUUAUAUGAGAGAUUGGGAAUAAAGCCUCUAUACCCUACUGCCUAUCACCCUGAGACAGAUGGCCUUGCAGAAAGAACAAACCAAUGGUUGGAGGGAUUCUUGUGCAGCUACUGUAACUAUGCACAAGAUGAUUGGGCAAAAUGGCUACCUAUAGCUGAGUUCUGUCACAACAAUCAAGUCAACUCUGCAACUGGCAAAUCAGCCUUUGAGAAAGUGUAUGGGAUGCACCCAAGAUGGAAUAUUGCACCUACCACCUCCAAUGUACCACAUGCAGAAGACAUGACCAAACAAAUGGAACUAAUCUGGGAUAAAGUCAAGGCCUCCAUGGAGUCCCACAAAGCAAAGGAAAAGGCACCCAGACAGGAAUACAAAGUAGGAGAUAAAGUGUGGCUAAUGACCACCAAUAUCCAAACAAAGAGACCUGCAAAGAAACUGGACAACAAAAAAGCUGGACCCUUCACUAUCACUGAAAAGAUCUCAUCCAAUGCUUACAGGCUAGACCUUCCUAACACCAUGAAAAUUCACAAUGUCUUCCUUCUCAACCUCCUGGCUCCCUUCAAAGAGAACACUGACUUCCACAGAAGAGAAGUGAAACCUCCCCCCAUCAUAACAGAGGAAGGAGAAGAGGAGUAUGAAGUGGAAAAGAUUGUGGCAUAA
Molecule: messenger RNA, 759 nt
Organism: Rhizoctonia solani
Lineage: Eukaryota; Fungi; Basidiomycota; Agaricomycetes; Cantharellales; Ceratobasidiaceae
Product: Transposon Ty3-G Gag-Pol polyprotein
Exons: 1
Coding region: 1-759 (252 amino acids)
Biological process (GO): DNA integration
Molecular function (GO): nucleic acid binding
Source: RefSeq, a predicted model, not a curated record